Molecule: messenger RNA, 894 nt
Organism: Uloborus diversus
Lineage: Eukaryota; Metazoa; Arthropoda; Arachnida; Araneae; Uloboridae
Exons: 4
Coding region: 139-810 (223 amino acids)
Source: RefSeq, a predicted model, not a curated record
UGCGGUUAUAUGCAAUAAUGUAUCGGGUUUAAUGAAUUUGUAGUCGAUGGACAUUUAAAAGGGAAAUAAUAACAUCCACUAUCUACUCCUUUUAUUCUUUAGUGCUGUUAGUUUGUUUUUUUUUUCAUCACACGUGAAAUGGGCAAGAAAAGAAAAAAGAAGCGGGAAGCACAGGGGGUUGAUUUUGCAGAGAACUUUGAUAGUAUAAUCGAAAAUAUUCAAAAGGAAAUAAGGAGUUUGAACAAGUCAAAUAAUUUAAUUGUUGGUACAAAUGCUGUUUUGAGGGGACUGGAGAAAAACUCUUUAUCCAUUGUCAUGCUGAAUCCUGAGAAAGCUAGUUCAGCUAUUUACCACUCAUUGAAAAUGUGGUGCAAGAAAACGGGUGUAUUAUUCAUAUCUUUGAAAACAGGCUGUGAACUGCUACAAGACAAGAAACUACUUUCAUCUGCAACUUUUGGAGUAAAAAAAAAUGAAUUGUGCAUAAAUCAGAAGUUGUCUGAUCUUCUAAGAAAAAUAAACUUCAGACUAAAGCACUCAAAAAGGUUAGAUCAAAAUGUGACUUGUUCAACAAUGGAUGAUGAAUCAUUUAUUAAAAGCGAAACUCUUGAAGAAAUAAAUAAAUUUCAAAGUAACUCAAAUGUCAUUGAACACAAUUCAGAGAAAGACUAUUAUCAUUCAAAAUGUAUUGCUCGUAGUACUAAACUGAAAAAUGAAAAUUUCUUAUCGUUAGAGACUAAUUUAGAACCAAAUGUAGAAUUCAUAAAUUACGAAAAGCAAAGAAUGUCUAAUUUCAGCGUACAUGUAAGAUAAUGUACAGUGAUUAAGAUAUGAGUUGAUGCCAUUUUUUUUUAAUUUGCUUCAGUGUAUAUUUUACUUUUUAAAAUAAAACAUUUC